AAUCCGGAUUUUGAAUCUUGGCCAGAGAAAAACUAACAGAAUAAUGUACGUGUAUUUUGUUUCUGCAGCCUAUAAAAUGUUGUAGUUAUCACAUUUCCAAUUCUCCAAAGUAGCAGCAACCAUUUAAAGAAAGAUCAGAAGAAGGAAGAAGAGACAGAAAGUCCAAAAAUGGGUUCUAUCUCACAAACUAAAAAACCACAUGCUGUAUGUAUCCCAUAUCCAGCCCAAGGCCAUAUCACCCCUAUGCUAAUGCUUGCUAAGCUUCUCCAUCACAAAGGUUUCUACAUAACUUUCGUCAACACUGAGUACAAUCAUCGUCGUCUUCUCAAUUCGAGAGGCCCCAACUCGCUCGAUGGCUUGCAAGGUUUUACAUUCCGAACCAUUCCUGAUGGCCUUCCGUACUCGGAUGCCAACUGUACUCAAGAUCUUCCAGCACUUUGUGAAUCCACCUCCAAGAAUUGCUUAGCCCCUUUUUGUCAUCUUAUUUCAAAACUCAACUCAAUAGCAGCUUCUCCUUCUAGCAGUAUGCCCCCAGUUAGUUGUGUUGUUGGUGAUGCUGUUAUGUCUUUCUCUAUGUUGGCUGCCAAUGAAUUUAAUAUCCCUUAUGCUUUGCUUUGGACUUCCAGUGCUUGUGGCUAUCUUGGUUAUUUGAAAUUUUCUGACCUCAUAAAGCAAGGCUUAAUACCACUCAAAGAUAUGAGUCGAGACGAUGUAUUAGAAAAUACAAUAGAAUGGACUCAAGGAAUGAAAAAUAUACGUUUGAGAGACCUUCCUACUUUUCUUAGAACUACGGAUUUAGAUGAUAUCAUCUUCAAUUUUAUAAUCCAACAAAUGAAAAGAUCUCGAGAAGCAUCUGCAAUUAUAUUAAACACAUUUGAUGCAAUUGAAGGAGAUGUCAAAGAUUCUCUUUCUUCUAUCCUUCAAUCUAUUUACACCAUUGGUCCACUUCACAUGCUUGCCAACCAAAUAGAUGAUGAAAAUCUAACAGCAAUUGGCUCAAACCUAUGGGCUGAGGAAUCGGAAUGCAUUGAGUGGCUUAACUCUAAGCAACCCAACUCAGUUGUUUAUGUGAAUUUUGGUAGCAUCACAGUGAUGACACCACAACAGUUGAUUGAAUUUGCAUGGGGAUUAGCAGAUAGUGGGAAGACAUUUUUGUGGAUUACAAGGCCUGAUUUAAUUGCGGGAGAUUCAGCCAUUUUGCCUCAUGAAUUUGUAACGCAAACUAAAGAUAGAAGCUUGAUAGCAAGUUGGUGUUGUCAAGAACAAGUGUUGAAACAUCCUUCAAUAGGAGGGUUUCUAACACAUAGUGGAUGGAAUUCAACUAUUGAGAGUAUAUGUGCUGGCGUUCCAAUGAUAUGUUGGCCUUUCUUUGCUGAACAACAAACAAAUUGUUAUUAUUGUUGCAAUGUGUGGGAGGUUGGAAUGGAGAUUGAUAACAAUGUGAAAAGAAAUGAAGUAGAGGAGUUGGUGAGAGAGUUAAUGGAUGGAGAAAAGGGUAGAAAAAUGAAGGAGAAUGUUAUGAGUUUGAAGAGUAAAGGUGAAGAAGCAUAUAAACUUGGUGGUUGUGCUUGGAAGCAAUUGGACAAGGUGAUUGAUGAAGUUCUUCUAUCAAACAUAUGAAGCCAUUUGAUUUAAAAUUUGAAACUACAUAAUAUAAUCAAAUUUAUCCUUUAUUCUUGCUUUGUUUUCUUCUUUAAUUUGGUUACCUUUAUACUCAAAAUUAAGUGUGUGUUUAUUCAAUAAAUUCCUCCUAUAUUUGGUGGCUUUGUGAUCAUAUAUUUACUUAUUCACCUGGGUUAUUUGAAAAAAAUGGGUGUUUUCAAAACUAUUUGAGUAAAAUAAAGUGAUUUUUUUGUCC
Molecule: messenger RNA, 1858 nt
Organism: Cucumis sativus (cucumber)
Lineage: Eukaryota; Viridiplantae; Streptophyta; Magnoliopsida; Cucurbitales; Cucurbitaceae
Product: 7-deoxyloganetin glucosyltransferase-like
Exons: 2
Coding region: 169-1620 (483 amino acids)
Molecular function (GO): UDP-glycosyltransferase activity
Source: RefSeq, a predicted model, not a curated record